Eucalyptus grandis is the source of this 3572-nucleotide messenger RNA. RefSeq names its product LRR receptor-like serine/threonine-protein kinase HSL2. Gene Ontology annotation, biological process: protein phosphorylation. Gene Ontology annotation, molecular function: ATP binding; protein kinase activity; receptor serine/threonine kinase binding. The record is from RefSeq and is a predicted model, not a curated record. Lineage: Eukaryota; Viridiplantae; Streptophyta; Magnoliopsida; Myrtales; Myrtaceae.
UAAAAAUCCUCAAUCCUCCGCAAAGACACUUCGUCACUUCCAAGCUCCUUCUCACCCCCUAAAGUUAAAAAAGAGAAGAAUUCAAUCCAUCCAAUUUCCCCCCAAACCCCUGCAAUCAUGGCCUCCCACCAUUAUUGCUGUCGCUAGGCAACGAAGAUCUCCUCUCUUUCCCCUCUCUUUCCACGCGCAUUAUCAUAUCCUCAUGCGCGCGGAUCUUUCCAUGUGAACGCCACCACCUUCUCCUUCAAGCCGCCGUCGCUCAGCCACCGCCACCGCCGCCGUCGCGCCAUGCAUGUGACGGUCGUGCGUGAGCACUAGACCGCAACUUACACCUUCCCGUCCGCGGUUUCCUGGGAAAGAAAUGGCGACCGCCCAUCGCCGUCGCGGCGAGCUCGCGGCUGCCCUGAGGCUCGUGCUCCGUUCUUGGUCCCUGCUGUGCUGCUGCUGCUUGUUCUUGUUGUUGCCUCUGGCCCUCGCCGCCGACGGCGACUACGAGAUCUUGCUCCGCGUCAAGGCCGCCCAGCUCGAGGACCCGGACGGCCAGCUCGCCGACUGGGCCCCCAACGCCGACCGCAGCCCCUGCAACUGGACCGGGGUCACGUGCGAGACCCGGAACCGCUCUGUCGUCGCGAUCGACCUCUCGGGACUGAACGUCGCCGGCAGGUUCCCGUACGACUUCUGCCGGAUCCGGACCCUGCGGAAACUCUUGCUCGGCGACAACUCCUUCAACGGCACCGUCGCGGGGCCGUCGCUCUCGCUCUGCUCGCAUCUCCAGUGGCUCAACAUCUCCAGCAACUGCUUCGUCGGCCAGCUGCCGGACCUCUCGCGGUUCGCCGACCUCCGGUUCCUCGACCUAUCGUACAACAACUUCACCGGCGAGUUUCCGGCUAGCUUCGGCCGGUUGCCGGCGCUGAGUGCCCUGUCGCUGUUCGGGAACUUGCUCAACGGCUCGAUACCUUCUUUCUUGGGUAAUCUUAGCCAGUUGACUCAGCUCGGUAUCGGUUACAACCCGUACGCGCAGGGCCCUCUGCCUCCGGAGAUCGGAAACCUGUCCAGGCUCGAGAUUCUCUGGGUAGCGAAAUCGAAUCUCGUCGGAGAAAUCCCGAGCUCAAUCGGGAAGCUCACUUCUCUGAAGAACUUCGAUUUGUCCUACAAUAUGCUGUCGGGGAAAAUUCCUGAUGCCAUCGCCGGGCUGCGAAGCGUCGAGCAAAUUGAACUGUACCACAACAACUUAUCCGGCGAGUUGCCAGAGGGGAUCGGCAAUUUGAGCAAUCUCCUGCAAUUGGACGUCUCUCAGAACGGUCUCACCGGUGUCCUGCCGGAGAAGAUCGCUGCAUAUCCGUUCACGUCCCUGAACCUAAAUGACAACUUAUUCAACGGCGAGAUUCCCGCGGUUCUGGCGUCGAACCCAAAUUUGCAGCAGCUGAAGCUCUUCAACAACUCUUUCACCGGGAAAUUACCAGCCGAUUUGGGCAAGAAUUCCGACUUGGUGGAGUUCGACGUCUCGAGCAACUCUUUCACCGGCGAGUUGCCUGAGAAUCUCUGUUCCAGAGGCAAGCUCCAGCAAGUUAUCGUCUUGAACAAUCGCUUCACAGGAAGCUUGCCGAGUUCGCUAGCGAGCUGUGAUUCUCUCGAAUACGUCCGAAUCAGCAACAACGGACUCUCCGGCGAGGUGCCGGCCGGGUUUUGGGGCCUCCAGACGGUCUCGUACCUUGACAUGAGCUACAAUAAGUUUGAAGGGGCGAUUUCGCGGUCGAUUUCGGGGCCCAAGGGCCUGAAGUCACUUCUGAUCGCCGGCAACAAAUUCUCUGGUGAUAUUCCGGCGGAGAUUUGCCAGCUCUCAAACCUCACCGUCGUUGAUGUGAGCAACAACCAGUUUGGCGGUGGACUCCCGACGUGUAUCACCAAUUUGGGCAGUUUGCAGAAGCUCAAGAUGCAAGGCAAUUUGCUGACCGGCCCGAUUCCGAGUUCAGUAGGGCCAUGGGCCGAUUUGACGGAGUUGAACCUUUCGAACAACCGGCUCACUGGGAGCAUACCGGCUCAAUUAGGCGACUUGCCGGUGCUGAGGUACUUGGACCUCUCAGGGAACUCGCUCUCCGGCGAGAUCCCAAGGGAGCUGGCCAAACUGACGCUUAAUAAGUUCAACAUAUCCCACAAUAAGCUCUACGGCGAGAUACCGCCGUGCUUCGAUCGCGAGCUCUUUGUUUCGGGCUUAAUGGGCAACCCAAGCCUGUGCAGCUCGGAUCUGAAGCCGUUCCCGAAGUGCACAAGAGCCCGGCCCGUCGCUUUCUACGUGCUCAUAGCUCUAGCCGUAUGCGUUUUGCUCCUUUUCGCGUCCCUGGUUUGGUUCCUCAGGACGAAGCUACAUUGGUUCGGAGGCAAAUCGAGACGGUUGUGGAAAAUAACCACGUUCCAGCGGGUCAUGUUUAGCAAUGAGAUAGUCGAUCAGUUAAUAGAGGAGAACAAGAUCGGGUCCGGAGGGUCGGGCGAGGUCUACCGGAUUAGGCUCAAGUCGGGUCAGAUGGUGGCGGUGAAGAAGCUCUGGGCGAAGACCCAGGCCCCGGACAUCGAGUCCAUGUUCAAAUCGGAGGUGGAGACUCUGGGUCACGUCCGCCACGGCAAUAUAGUAAAGUUGCUGUUCACGUGCUCGGCCGAGGAGAGCAGCCUUUUAGUCUACGAGUACAUGGAGAACGGGAGCCUGGGCGACGUGCUGCACGGGCCCAAGAGCGGAGAAUUCCUCGACUGGCCCCAGCGGUUCGCCAUAGCAGUGGGCGCGGCUAAGGGCCUGGCCUACCUGCACCACGACUGCGUGCCCGCCAUCGUGCACCGGGACGUGAAGAGCAACAACAUCCUAUUGGACGAGGACUUCACGCCGCGGGUCGCCGACUUCGGGUUGGCGAAGAUGUUGCAACGGGAGGCGGCGGCGACGGGGGAGAUGUCGAAGGUGGCCGGAUCCUGUGGCUACAUCGCGCCAGAGUAUGCAUAUACUAUGAAAGUAAACGAGAAGAGCGACGUCUAUAGUUUUGGCGUGUUGCUUCUAGAGUUGAUCACCGGCAAAAGGCCGAAUGACCCUUCGUUUGGCGAGAACAAGCACAUUGUGGAGUGGGUCAUUGAGGUCGCAUUGUCGGCUCCCGAGGCGGAAGGGGAUGGGAAUCGUGAUGGCGAGCCCGGGUGGUGCUCCGGCGAUCUGGCACAGCUCAUGGAUCCGAGGUUGAGCCCGUCCUCGAGCGACUAUGAAGAGAUUGAGAAGGUCUUGAACAUAGCUCUCUCUUGCACUUCCGCGUUGCCGGUCAGCAGGCCCACCAUGAGGCGCGUGGUUGAGUUGCUCAAGGACAAAAAGUGGGCCCGUUCCAAAUGAUAUGAGCUAUCUUUUUUGGCUCUCAGUUUAGUGGUCAGUGGGUAUGUAAUAUAUGCUGCGUGCAUCGUCAACUGUAGUUUGAAAGUAGCGAGAGGCUUGUGAGAUAGAUCUUCCGCUGCCCUCUUUUUCUACCUCUUCAAGUGUUUAGGAUUUUUAUUAAAAGAACAAUAGUUUUCAAUCGCCGAGUAAUUUUAAUUCUAAUUUUCGUAAGACA